AUGCCUAGUCCUGACCCUCAGAACGGCGCCAAUGACAAUGAGUCAAAGAACAGUUGGAGGAGCUGGAAGAGGGGAGAGGGCCUUCAAGCGUGGGAAAUGGAUCUGCUCAACAAGCCAGAGGUCAAGAGGAAGGCCAAUGUUGCUCAAAUGUUCUUCCUGAACAACUACUUCGAGUCUUUGCGCUACCUCUCCAAUCGCCGAGCUCGCACGACCGCAUUCAAAGCCGCUCACCCAGGCCCCCUCGAGAUGACCGGCUCCUCCGAAGCAGCUUCGUACUUGGGCAGAGAGAGAGCGCUGCUCCGCAAACGCAGAACGAAGCUCAGACUCGACAGUUUCCACAUCAUCGCUCAGGUUGGACAGGGCGGAUACGGGGAGGUAUUCUUAGCUAGGAAGAAGGACACAGGACAAGUUUGCGCGCUCAAAAGGCUCAGGAAACGUGUGCUGGUCAAGAUGGACGAAGUACGACAUGUGCUCACCGAGAGAGACAUUCUGACGGCGACGAACACGCCUUGGCUUGUCCGUCUGCUCUAUGCAUUUCAAAAUAAGGAACACGUCUUCCUGGCCAUGGAGUACGUGCCUGGAGGUGACUUCCGCACUCUGCUUAACAAUAGCGGUGUGCUUCAGUUGGAAUGUGCUCGCUUCUACAUGAGCGAGAUGUUUGUGGCUUGCAAUGAGCUUCACAAGCUAGGCUACAUUCAUCGUGAUCUUAAGCCCGAGAACUUCCUUGUGGAUGCCACUGGCCACAUCAAGCUGACUGACUUUGGUCUAGCCGCUGGUGCAAUCAACCCCGGUCGACUCGACAGCAUGCGAGGCCGACUCGACGCCGUCAAAGACGUGGACCUGGUCUACCGCACACCUCACGAGCGCUCUUCCCUGUACAAACAGAUGAGAGCUCAGAACGUGCAGCACGCUGAUUCCAUUGUCGGUAGUCCGGACUACAUGGCGCCGGAAGUUCUGCGCGGCAAAGACUAUGGUGUAGGCGUAGACUACUGGUCUCUCGGCUGCAUCCUCUUUGAGUUUAGAUGCAGCUUCCCGCCUUUCUCUGGAGGAUCGCCCGAUGAGACUUGGGCCAACCUGAAGAAUUGGCAACAGUGCUUGCGUCGUCCAGUCUACACGAAGCCCCAGGAUUUACAAUUCAACCUGAACGACGUUGAGUGGAACGUGAUGACAAGUUUGAUUGCUGGGCCCAAGGAGCGUCUCAGCACCUUAGCAGCUGUGCAAGCCCAUCCAUUCUUUGCGCCUCUGGACUUUACGAAGCUGAGAGAGGUCAACCCGCCCUUCUUGCCGCAACUGGAAGGCGAAACGGAUACUGGUUACUUUGACGAUUUCAACGAAGGCUCAGAAGACAUGGCCAAAUACAAGGAGGUCUUUGAGAAGGCGAAGAAUGUGGAUGCGGUCAAGGAGGGCAGCGCUGGCGGGCGUGGCAUGUGGGCUGGCUUCACCUUUGGAAAGAACGUGAGUAGCGUAUGA
Ceraceosorus guamensis is the source of this 1470-nucleotide messenger RNA. RefSeq lists its product as hypothetical. Lineage: Eukaryota; Fungi; Basidiomycota; Exobasidiomycetes; Ceraceosorales; Ceraceosoraceae. The transcript has 7 exons. Gene Ontology annotation, molecular function: protein serine/threonine kinase activity; ATP binding. The record is from RefSeq and is a predicted model, not a curated record. Gene Ontology annotation, biological process: intracellular signal transduction; peptidyl-serine phosphorylation. Gene Ontology annotation, cellular component: spindle pole body. Bases 1 to 1470 code for a protein of 489 amino acids.